UCCCGGCGCGCCAGGGCUGCAGCUAGGGGCUCGCCGCCGCGGGGCCGCCCGGGAGCCCGGGAGCCGUCCGGCGGGGCGGGCCGGCCCGCCACCAUGGAACCCCAGCGCCGGGAGCUGCUCGCCCAGUGUCAGCAGAGCCUGGCCCAGGCCAUGACGGAGGUGGAGGCCGUGCUCGGACUGCUCGAGGCCGCGGGAGCACUGAGUCCCGGCGAGCGGCGGCAGCUUGACGAGGAGGCGGGAGGCACCAAGGCGGAGCUGCUGCUUAAGCUGCUCCUGGCCAAGGAGCGGGACCACUUCCAGGACCUGCGGGCGGCGCUGGAGAAGACGCAGCCUCACCUGCUGCCCAUUCUCUACCUGAACGGCGUCGUCGGGCCGCCGCAGCCCGCCGAGGGCGCCGGUUCCACCUACAGCGUCUUGUCCAUCAUGCCCUCAGACUCAGAAAGCAGCAGCUCCCUCAGCAGUGUGGGCACCACUGGGAAGGCGCCGUCCCCACCACCCCUCCUCACCGACCGGCAAGUGAACGAGAAGGUGGAGAACCUGUCCAUUCAGCUGCGGCUGAUGACCCGAGAGAGAAAUGAACUGCGCAAGCGCCUGGCCUUUGCGACUCAUGGGACAGCCUGUGAUAAGAGGCCAUAUCACAGGCUGAAUCCUGACUACGAGAGGCUGAAGACCCAGUGUGUGCGGGCCAUGUCAGACCUGCAGAGCCUGCAGAGCCAGCACACCAACGCCUUGAAGAGGUGUGAGGAGGUGGCCAAGGAGACCGACUUCUACCACACCCUCCACAGCCGGCUGCUGAGCGACCAGACCCAGCUGAAGGAUGACGUGGACAUGCUGAGGCGGGAGAACGGGCAGCUGCUGCGGGAGCGAAACCUGCUGCAGCAGUCGUGGGAGGACAUGAAGCGGCUCCACGAGGAGGACCAGAAGGAGAUCGGUGACCUCCGGGCCCAGCAGCAGCAGGUGUUGAAGCACAACGGGUCAUCGGAAAUUCUCAACAAGCUGUACGACACAGCCCUGGACAAGCUUGAGGUGGUUAAGAAGGACUAUGACGCCUUGCGGAAGAGGUACAGUGAGAAAGUCGCCAUCCACAACUCGGACCUGAGCCGCCUGGAGCAGCUGGAGGAAGAGAACCAGCGCCUGCUUAAGCAGACGGAAAUGCUGACCCAGCAGAGGGACACGGCCAUCCAGCUGCAGCACCAGUGCGCCCUCUCCCUGCGGAGGUUCGAGGCGAUCCACCAUGAGCUGAACAAGGCCACGGCCCAGAACAAGGACCUGCAGUGGGAGAUGGAGCUGCUGCAGUCGGAGCUGACGGAGCUGAGGACCACGCAGGCGAAAACUGCCAAGGAGUCAGAGAAGUACAAGGAGGAGCGGGACGCGGUGUACAGCGAGUACAAGCUCAUCAUGAGUGAGCGUGACCAGGUCAUCUCUGAGCUGGACAAGCUGCAGACCGAGGUGGAGCUGGCCGAGUCCAAGCUCAAGAGCAGCACGUCUGAGAAGAAGGCGGCCAGUGAGGAGAUGGAGGCAUUGCGACAGGCACCGAUCCGAGUCAGCAGGCAGAAGAGGAGAACCCCCGCUCCCACCCCCACCCUGGCAGCUUCCAGAACUGAAAUCCUCAGCUCCUUCUCUACUUUGUCUGGCUUCUCCGACAAGACCACUCCCCACCCGGCCAGAGUAGGCCAGAUCAAAGACACGGUGACAAUGGAUGCCGGGAGAGCCACCAAGGAGGCGGAAAUCCUUCGAAAGCAGUGUAAGGCUCUGUGCCAGGAGCUGAAGGAAGCCCUCCAGGAGGCAGACGUGGCCAAGUGCCGGCGGGACUGGGCCUUCCAGGAGCGGGACAAGAUUGUGGCCGAGCGGGACAGCAUCCGGACGCUCUGCGACAACCUGAGGCGGGAGCGGGACCGGGCAGUGAGCGAGCUGGCUGAGGCCCUGCGAAGCCUGGAUGACACUCGAAAACAGAAGAACGACGUCAGCCGGGAGCUUAAGGAGCUGAAGGAGCAGAUGGAAUCCCAGUUGGAAAAGGAGGCCCGGUUCCGGCAGCUGAUGGCGCACAGCUCCCAUGACUCAGCCAUCGACACAGAUUCCAUGGAGUGGGAAACGGAAGUUGUGGAGUUUGAAAGGGAGACGGAGGACAUUGAUUUGAAGGCACUGGGGUUCGAUAUGGCGGAAGGUGUGAAUGAGCCCUGUUUGCCGGGAGACUGUGGCAUAUUUGUCACUAAGGUGGACAAAGGAAGCAUUGCAGAUGGCCGUUUGCGGGUCAAUGACUGGCUGCUGAGGAUCAACGACGUGGACCUCGUCAACAAGGACAAGAAGCAGGCCCUCCAGGCCCUGCUCAACGGCGAGGGCGCCAUCAACAUGGUGGUGCGGCGCAGGAAGUCUCUGGGCGGCAAGGUGGUCACACCACUGCACAUCAACCUGAGCGGACAGAAAGACAGCGGCAUCAGUCUGGAGAAUGGAGUAUAUGCUGCUGCCGUGGUACCCGGAAGUCCGGCCGCCAAGGAGGGGUCCCUCGCUGUGGGAGACAGGAUUGUGGCGAUCAACGGCAUUGCACUGGACAACAAAUCUCUGAAUGAGUGUGAAUCUCUGCUGCGUAGCUGCCAGGACUCUCUGACCCUCUCCCUCCUGAAGGUGUUCCCUCAGAGCUCCUCGUGGAGUGGCCAGAACAUUUUUGAAAAUAUGAAGGACUCUGAUAAGAUGUUGAGUUUCCGAGCCCAUGGCCCGGAGGUCCAGGCUCAGAAUAAAGGGAACUUGAUGCAACACAACAACUCCACGCAGACAGACAUCUUCUGUGCAGACAGGCUGGAGGACAGGAAGGAGCUGGGCCACCCAGGCGGCAGUAGCUCCUUCCUGCAUAAGCCUUACCCUGGGGGACCCUUCCCAGUCUCCCCGCAGGCCUGUCCCAGUGCCUCUGAGCGUAGCCUGAGCUCCUUCCGCUCAGACGCCUCUGGGGAGCGUGGCUAUGGGCUGGUGGAUAUGCAUAGCCGGCGGCCACUGCUGCCCUUCGAGACUGAGGCGGGUCCCUGUGGGGUGUCAGAGGCCCCCCUGGAUAAGGCCGAGCCCGAGAGCUCCAACAGCGGCGGGACCUGGCCCAAGGCUGUGCUCAGCUCCACGGCAGGGCCCGAGAAGCUCUCUGUUUACAAGAAGCCAAAGCAAAGAAAGUCUAUCUUUGACCCUAACACUUUCAAGCGCCCCCAAACGCCCCCCAAAAUAGACUACCUGCUCCCUGGUCCUGGGCCUGCUCACUCCCCCCAGCCUUCCAAGAGGGUGGGGCCUCUGACGCCCCCAAAACCUCCCAGGAGGAGCGACUCCAUUAAGUUCCAGCACAGGCUAGAAACCAGCUCCGAAUCAGAGGCCACGCUGGUGGGCAGCUCCCCGUCUACCAGCCCCCCGAGUGCCCUGCCCACCGACGUGGACCCUGGGGAACCCAUGCACGCCUCGCCCCCUCGCAAGGCCAGGGUCCGCAUUGCUUCCAGCUACUACCCUGAAGCAGACGGGGACUCCUCUUACCUGCCCGCCAAGAAGUCCUGUGAUGAGGACCUCACCUCCCAGAAGAUGGACGAACUGGGUCAGAAGCGCCGCCGGCCAAAGUCUGCUCCCAGCUUCCGCCCGAAACUCGCGCCCGUGGCGAUUCCUGCUCAGUUCCUGGAGGAGCAGAAGUGCACCCCAGCAAGUGGAACACUCUCCCCAGAGCUCCAGGAAUGGUCCCCUUACUCGCCGGGGCACUCCAGCCGGCACAGCAACCCCCCACUCUACCCCAACAGGGCAUCUGUGGGUACCGUUCCCCGGAGCGUGACCCCAAGUACCACUGUGAGCUCCAUCCUGAGGAACCCCAUCUACACCGUGCGUAGCCACAGGAUCGGCCCUUGCAGCUCUCCACCCGUCCCCAGAGAGAUCGGCCCCCAGGGUUUGCAGCCCAGUGUCCAGCACCAGGGACGCCUGAGCCUGGACCUGAGCCACAGGGCUUGCAGUGAUUACUCUGAGAUGAGAGCCUCCCACGGGUCCAACUCGCUGCCCUCCAGCGCCCGCCUUGGGUCUUCAAGCAACUUGCAGUUCAAGGCGGAACGCAUUAAGAUCCCCUCAACGCCACGAUAUCCCCGUUCUGUCGUGGGCUCGGACAGAGGUUCCUUGUCGCACUCGGAAUGCAGCACACCUCCACAGUCGCCUCUCAGCGUUGACACCCUGUCCUCUUGUAGCCAGUCCCAGACCUCAGCUUCCACCCUGCCUAGGAUUGCUGUCAACCCUGUGGCCCUCGGGGAGCGGAGAAAAGACAGGCCCUACAUGGAAGAGCCACGCCACGUCAAGCUGCAGAAGGGCUCCGAGCCCCUGGGCAUCUCCAUCGUGAGUGGAGAGAAGGGCGGGGUCUACGUCUCCAAGGUGACCGGGGGCAGCAUCGCUCACCAGGCUGGCCUCGUGUAUGGGGAUCAGUUACUCGAGUUCAAUGGCAUAAACCUACGGAGCGCCACAGAGCAGCAGGCACGGCUCAUCAUCGGGCAGCAGUGUGACACCAUCACCAUCCUGGCCCAGUACAACCCCCACAUGCACCAGCUCAGCAGCCACUCCCGGUCCAGUUCCCACCUGGAUCCUGCCGGCGCCCACUGCACUGUCCAAGGCAGCGGGGCUGCCACCCCGGAGCACCCCUCCGGCAUUGACCCGCUGGUAGAGCAGGACGAGGGUCCCAGCACACCCCCAGCCAAACAGAGCGCCCCCAGCUCCAGGAUGGUGGGAGAUGCCAACAAGAAGACCCCAGAGCCACGAGUCGUCUUCAUCAAAAAGUCCCAGCUGGAACUUGGAGUGCAUUUAUGUGGUGGGAACCUGCACGGUGUGUUUGUGGCCGAGGUGGAGGACGACAGUCCUGCCAAGGGCCCCGAGGGCCUUGUACCUGGGGACCUCAUCCUCGAGUACGGUGGUCUGGACGUGCGCAGCAAGACGGUGGAGGAGGUCUACGUGGAGAUGCUGAAGCCCAAGGAUGGCGUCCGCCUGAAGGUGCAGUACCGCCCUGAGGAAUUCACCAAAGUCAAGGGCCUGCCUGGCGACAGCUUCUACAUCAGGGCCCUGUACGACCGGCUGGCAGAGGUGGAGCCUGAGCUGAGCUUUAAGAAAGACGACAUCCUCUACGUUGAUGACACCUUACCCCAGGGCACAUUUGGGUCCUGGAUGGCCUGGCAGCUGGACGAGAAUGCCCAGAAGAUCCAACGCGGACAGAUCCCCAGCAAAUAUGUGAUGGACCAAGAAUUCUCCAGGAGGCUCAGCAUGUCUGAAGUCAAAGAUGACAGCAACGCCGCGAAGACGCUGUCAGCGGCUGCUCGCAGAUCCUUCUUUCGAAGGAAGCAUAAGCACAAACGCAGCGGGUCCAAAGAUGGGAAAGACCUCCUUGCCUUGGACACCUUUUCCAAUGACUCCAUUCCACUCUUUGAAGAUUUGGUGAGUCUUGCCUAUCAGCGGGUCCAGAAAGUCGACUGCACCUCCCUGAGGCCUGUCCUGGUUCUGGGGCCUUUGCUGGAUGUGGUGAAGGAAAUGCUGGUGAACGAGGCCCCUGGCAAGUUCUGCAGAUGCCCCCUCGAGGUGAUGAAGGCGUCCCAGCAGGCCAUCGAGCGGGGCGUCAAAGACUGCCUGUUUGUCGACUACAAGCGGAGGAGUGGCCAUUUUGAUGUGACCACGGUGGCUUCCAUAAAAGAGAUCACCGAAAAGAACCGGCACUGCCUGCUGGACAUCGGCCCCCACGCCAUCGAGCGGCUCCACCACAUGCACAUCUACCCCAUCGUCAUCUUCAUCCACUACAAGAGCGCCAAACACAUCAAGGAGCAGAGAGACCCCAUCUACCUGAAGGACAAGGUGACUCAGAGACAUUCCAAAGAGCAGUUUGAGGCGGCUCAGAAGGUUGAACAGGAGUACAGUAGGUACUUCACAGGGGUCGUCCAGGGAGGAGCCCUGUCGAGCAUUUGCACUCAGAUCUUGGCAAUGGUCAAUCAAGAACAAAACAAAGUCCUGUGGAUUCCAGCCUGCCCGCUGUAGGAGAACGCCGUGCUGUGAAAUGACUGCAGCUUGUCUAGCCGUGUCAAUAGCUGGCUCAGCUCUUUAGUGACUAAAAAUAGAAGUUUGUCUGUAGAUAAGCGUGAAGGGGAAGGAUCCAUGAACGAGGACUCCGGAAGCACCUCCUUGAGACAGAGGGCCGCAGACGAAUGGGAUCCCGGCCCAGCCCAGCAAACUGUCUUCCUCACACGUGUGCUUUAAGACAAAACAAACACAAAAGACUCUGAUAGAGGGGUUCAAUACCAACCUUUCUUUAGCCAGCUGAUCAGAGAUGCUGCAAAGAGAACCUUUCAGACCACAAGUUUACAAGCCUUUUCUAAGUAUUUGGUUGUGUAUGUUUACUUGAAUGGCCCCAUGUUGUCGGUGCCCAGUCCCUGCCCCUCUGUUGACCCCCCUGUGUUGCUUUGGUGUUGGUUUUGUUCCUGUUUUCAGCAAAACAACUCUGGAACCUCAUUGGGGCUGCUUUGCUGUAGAAGGUUCUUGUUGGUGGGACCAGAGCUCUGACAAACUUUCUGCCCCUUGAUGGCACCUCUCCUGGAAGGACAUCGCGACCGCAGGUGUUUAGACGUCUGUGGUGGCAGAACUAGUGCCUUGUGGGGCCGACUUGCCAGCGGCAGUUUUGGCAGUCUUACAGACUUGUCUCAGACUUCCCCUCUGCCUUCCACGUCCUCUCAUUUCUUCUCCAUCUGUGUAUAUCAUUUCAGCGUUCUGUCUGGUCCGUCGGAGCCUCAUGGGUUCAUGAUGACACAGCUAGUUCCGGGCAGGGUGUGAAGUUAGGGCUGAUGCAUGCCACUGGGUCCUCUUUAGGUUCUGUAAAUACGAUGGCCUUUAUCAGUGCAAUGUUUGCAGGGUAGUUCUUAAACUCUGAAGAGUGGGGCAGACACAUCAGCUCUUUUGGAUAUGAAAACAUUCGUGUUUCAAACUUUGAGAGUCUUUGGGAAGCAUCACGAUUAGUGUCACUGUCAAAAAUCUAAAAAGAGUGGGAUCUUUUAGUCUUGGCUACAGCACUCACGGCAUGAACACUACUCCAUGAGGGUGUCUUCGUUCGAGAUUUUUUUUUUUUUUUUUUUGCACUUCCGAUGCUGGUGUCUCUGGCUGAAGAUCUGAUGUGGCUCCCCACCAACUGUGCAUCCUGUUAAUAAUGGGUACUGUCCCGGGCUCCGCGGAAGUGUCCCUGGGGUAGGACCUCUAUUUUAAUACUGUUCCUGACAUUUCAUUGUACUAGCAAGAAAUCUUCGAUUUCAUUUUAUCCUUUGUAAUUCUAGACACUAGACUGUAGUUUAGCCAUACUGACAUUUUUUAAAAAGGGAUAUAUUUUCUUGCACAGUUGUUCAAAAAGAGACACGUUUCAGUCCUCAAUGCUGCCCUUUGUUUUACAGGUACAAGUUUUCUAGCUCAGACAACUAAGACAAACUGUAUAGGCUGUCUCGAGGUCUCACUCGCACGCCCUCUGGGCUGUUUCUCUGUUGCAGACAGAGUGGGAUUGUGAUGGUACAGUGUGCGCAGGUACUGUUCUGACAGACUGGGAUUUUCUGUACUAAAACCUGACUUUGUAUCAAAAGGUAAACCGACUUUAGUACAAUAAAUAAAGGUCAAUUUC
Molecule: messenger RNA, 7624 nt
Organism: Rhinolophus ferrumequinum (greater horseshoe bat)
Lineage: Eukaryota; Metazoa; Chordata; Mammalia; Chiroptera; Rhinolophidae
Gene: DLG5
Product: discs large MAGUK scaffold protein 5
Exons: 33
Coding region: 94-6006 (1970 amino acids)
Biological process (GO): regulation of apoptotic process
Molecular function (GO): protein binding
Source: RefSeq, a predicted model, not a curated record